Messenger RNA from Zea mays, 321 nucleotides. RefSeq lists its product as uncharacterized. The record is from RefSeq and is a predicted model, not a curated record. The coding region runs from base 1 to 321 and encodes 106 amino acids. NCBI's taxonomy places the organism in Eukaryota, Viridiplantae, Streptophyta, Magnoliopsida, Poales, Poaceae. The transcript has 2 exons.
AUGGACCGCCUCCUGCUCUCCCACCCACCCCUCCCCGCGGCAGGCACCGACGGCGACCUCCUCGAGCUCGAUGUGCUCUGGCUCGCCGCCCCAUCCACAGUAGGGCUCGGGAUCCUCGCCACGCUCCCGGAGGGUGAGGGCAAGAAGAAGACGAAGCGCGCCGCGGUUGGGGGCAGCGGGUGCGAGGGCCCCAUCGCGAGGUCAGUGCCGCUACGGAUACCAUCGGAUCCCGUUCAGAGGGGGAGGUACUCCCACGCCGGCGCGGGAGCGGGUGGCAGUGCGGAGGACGCCGCGGUGGUCCCCUCGCACGAGAUCGUGUAG